AUUUUACUUUAUUUCCUUCCCAUUCAGUCCCUACCUUUUAUGUCCGAACAGAACACACCCCAAAUUCACUCUUCUUGCUAUGCUAGCAUAGGCAUAGCAAACCAACAAAAACCAAAACCAAAAAAAAAAAAAUGUCUCUCCUUCUCUUCCUCCAACUCCUCCUCUUCCCCCUCCUCUGCUCCUCCACCACCACCACCACCAACCCUUUCGACGUUUCAUACUACAUUGACUGCGGCGGUACCACCGACACGACCGACCCCUUCAACACAACAUGGCUUUCCGACCGCAACUACACCGGAGGGUCUGCGGCGAUAGUCUCGGAGCCGUUACACUUCCUUCACUCUCAGGAAAAGACACUCCGUUUCUUCCCACUCUCCUUCGGGAAAAAGAACUGCUACACCGUCCCACUCCCUAACGGCCGUUACUACUUCCGUACAUUCACCGUCUACGACAACUACGACGGUAAGUCUCACUCUCCUUCCUUCGACGCUUCCGUGGAGGGCACUUUGGUCUAUUCCUGGCGCUCGCCUUGGGCUGAGUCACUCGCGCGUGACGGCGCGUACUCUGACCUCUUCGCUUACGUCACCGACGGUCAAGCGGAUUUCUGUUUCUACAGCAUUGCCACUGACCCGCCCGUUAUCGGUUCGCUCCAGAUCAACCAAAUCGACCCGAAUUCAUACAACGCCGCUUCGAUCGGUCAGAGUUUCAUCCUCGUCAACUAUGGUAGACUCACCUGCGGCUCCCCCCAAUGGGGCCCGGGCUUCACCAACGACACCGACUACUUCGGCCGGUCCUGGCAAUCGGACUACAGUUUCCAAUCUCAUAUUUCCAGCUCCUCAGCGCUAAGGAAGAUAGGCACAAACAAUGCUAUAAGCGGGACCAAUACGGCGCCGAAUUACUUUCCGGCGAAGCUGUACCAGACGGCGGUGACGACGGACGGCAGAGUGAUCGAGUAUGAGUUGAAGGUGGAUGCGAAGCUGGAUUACUUGCUGUGGUUUCACUUCGCGGAGCUGGAUUCGAGCGUGAACAAGGAAGGUCAGAGAGUGUUCGAUGUGUUGGUCAAUGGCAAUAAUGUGAAUCGGAUUGAUAUUUACAAGGAGGUUGGAGGCUUUGCAGCUUAUACUUGGAAUUAUACGGUGAAGAAUUUGAGUUCUACUGUGUUGACCGUGAGGCUGGUCCCGGUGGUAGGCUCGCCGGUGAUUUCUGGGCUUGAGAAUUACGCGCUGGUUCCGGCUGAUCUUUCUACUGUGCCUGAUCAAGUGGUUGCUAUGAGAGCAUUGAAGGAGUCGCUUCGUGUUCCCGAUAGAAUGGGUUGGAAUGGUGAUCCUUGUGCUCCUACAAGUUGGGAUGCUUGGGAGGGAGUUACAUGCCAUCUCAACAAGGAUGGAAAAUCCCUCGUGAUAUCUCAAAUAGAUCUUGGAACUCAAGGCUUGAAAGGAGGAUAUAUUAGUGACCAGAUCAGUCUUUUGUCAAACUUGGUAAGCCUGAACUUAACUACUAAUUCUUUAGGCGGUACAUUACCAUCUGGGCUAGGCCAAAAAUCUCUCAUACGGCUAGAUUUAUCGUACAAUCAGUUUACAGGGUCCAUUCCGGAUAGUCUAGCAUCUUCAAAUCUGCAGCUGGUGGUAUUGAAUGAUAACUUAUUAGAAGGACGAGUACCGGAGGAACUUUUUUCAAUUGGUGUGCACGGUGGAGCAAUUGAUCUUUCUGGUAACAAAGGUUUGUGCGGUGGACCUACUUUGCCAGACUGUCCUUUAUUCUGGGAAAAUGGCAGCUUAUCUACCAAGGGUAAAAUUGCGAUAGGCUUAUCAAGUCUUGUCUUUUUCUGUGUGCUUCUGCUGGUGAUAUACAUGUUCUGCAUCCGAAGGGGUAGAAAUGAUUAUGACUUUGGUCUCCCUCAAGAUUUAAUGUCACUGGCUGCAAAGAGAAACAAGUAUCAGAGGCAGAAAUCUUUGAUGCUUCUUGAAAUGGAGAGCCAACAUGCAAAGGGACUGCCAUCACCUUUUACUCCCUACUAAUAGAGUUUACAGAAAAGGAGAAUAUUGACGUUUAUGGUCUUCCCUCACCCAAAAGAUGUAGAAAGUGGGAUCUCUAGUGUGAUUAUACAAGAUCUGAGAUAUGAUGCUAAUGACUCACUGCACUGCUUCAGACGGACAAUUCAGAGUUUUGGCUUUUGUUCACAAUUUGUUCUGAAAUGGGGUCAAGGAAUGCCAGUCUAUUGAAUGCAAUGUGGUCUCAUGUUAUUUUUGACCAGAACAAAGGUGUAACCCCACAAUGUAUAAUACCCAGUUUGCAGCAUUUUGAUGAAUAUAUGAUGUAAAUCUAUAGUGCAAUGUAUGUAAUGGCAACGCGCCGAUAUGCCAACUGUUCCUAGGUUCAUUAUUGCUGCAUGAUCACCUUUGGCGAUUCUUUUCCUAACGUUAUAUGCUGACUUGCUUUAACCUCAGAUGUAUACCCACAAUGGCUUGUUUUAUAUUUAUUGGAAAUGACAAAACUUAGGUAUUCAAAAUUUCUAAGGAUAUGAUUUAUAGUUUUUA
Quercus robur (English oak) is the source of this 2537-nucleotide messenger RNA. RefSeq names its product receptor-like protein 4. Gene Ontology annotation, molecular function: protein binding. The coding region runs from base 132 to 2018 and encodes 628 amino acids. The transcript is spliced from 9 exons. NCBI's taxonomy places the organism in Eukaryota, Viridiplantae, Streptophyta, Magnoliopsida, Fagales, Fagaceae. The record is from RefSeq and is a predicted model, not a curated record.